AUGUCAGGUGAUUUGUUCCUAACAAAUAUAAAAGCUCGCCAUGACGUAUUGUAUCAUGUUACAAGUAAACAUGAACUCGAGACAAAACGAGUCACUGUGACAAUGAGAGGAAAUAAUUUCAUGAAGAAAGCUGUCGUUAUUAUUACGAUAUAUUUCUUCUUACUCCUACUACGGAAGACGAUUUUAUCUUUUGACAUAAGAAUCCUACAUUGGCUGUUGAAUGAUGUGAAAUUUCCAAAUCAUGAAGGACAUGUAAAAGGCUUUUUAAAUCUUGGAAAAAUCAAAUAUAAUCUCACGCACAUGAAACUAAGCGGUGUUACUAUUGAGCAUUCAACCAUCGAUACAUCAACUCUCUGGGAAUUCACCUACACUGGCACACGAUAUCUAAACAUCACUUUGCAGAAUGGCAAUGCAAAUUUUUAUGCAAAUUGGGCAUACAGUGCGUGGCCUUCCUUAGCGGACAGUGGUACACUGACCUUGAAUAUAAAUAAUGCUUCACUGCAAUUUGGAGUAGAUAUUUCCAGCGACCAACAUGGUUUUAUAAAUUUUACAUCCAAUGACUGUACAGUGAAAAUUAUGAGAGUGAAUUUAGAGUUUUAUCAUAAGCCCAAUAUGUUGUUUGAUUCCAUCAAGCCUUCGUUAAAGAAGAAAGCAGAAGACAACUUGCCUAAAGGAUUGUGUGAAACUUUACGUCGUGGCUUCCUUGAGAGUAUAAGUUCUAGCAUACAAAAUGUCCAACAUAAAUUUGUUAACUUUAUACUUUCUGGAGAUGUGAAGAAUCACCAAAAUUUGACCAAUGCUUUGGGGUGGAUUCUUGUUUAUAUAUUCAUAAUUGUGGUUAAAGUUGUACAUGACUAUGGAGUGACCAUAUUACUUAUGCUUGCUAUAUUAGCACUGUAUCUACUAUACGAGCUGGUCAAAUUCAUCAUCGUAACAUUUUGUUCCACCCUUCCCAAACAUCGCAAGACCAAAGUGCGGUCACUCAGUGACCCUGAACCUCCAGAACAGGAAAAACCGGUUUUAACUCCUGUCUCAGUGACCGUGGUGUCUAGGGAGGCUGGGAAUGCAUUUCUGGUGAAGUUUAAGAAAUUGUUAUGGUGGAGAAAACCAAAGGAAAAUUGA
Messenger RNA from Paramuricea clavata, 1122 nucleotides. NCBI's taxonomy places the organism in Eukaryota, Metazoa, Cnidaria, Anthozoa, Malacalcyonacea, Plexauridae. The record is from the annotation of a GenBank genome assembly.